AUGGGGAAGCCGUCGCCCCCGGGCAUCUUUUGCCACUGUCUCACGAGGCGCUCCCGCCGAGCCUGCGCUCUUGGUUUCCACCGUUACAUCCUGCGUCGAGCCCCGUUUCUAGCACUCAGCUUCGGCAACGGCGAGCUGCGUGGCUCACUCCGGGCGGUGGCAGACAUGCUUGCCUAUCCCUUGCCAGAGGGCCCGGCUGAAGUGAGGCCGAAAACCCUCUUGGGAGGCUCCGCGCCCAGUCGACCUGGGCGAGCGAAGCCGCAAAGCGCGCCGGCGAAGCCUCGCUUUUUGGGGGCCUCCGCCUUUGGGGCCUUUCUGCCUGCUGCACUUCUGGCAAGAUCCUGCCGCCGAUUGGCCGGAGGAGUGCUGCGAUGCCCGCAUUGGCUGAAGCAGGCCAGAAGAGUCGCCCGCAGGGCGGAGGAAGAUCAGUUCGUGCAGAACAUCAAGGCGCUGAUGCCCAACAAGGAGGUGGUCUUGGAGGGAGACAGAUCACCCGAGCAAGAGGAGCAGCCUUACCAUCCCAGCCGCAAAGCCGCAAAGUUCUUGAAACUGAGGGAGAUGCAGCAGCUGGCCAGGGAGUACUUGGAGGAGCAAGGGAUAGACUUGGAUGAGAAUGUGAAGGUUAUCGGAUUGCAAGACCGGACUAUGGCAGAGGAUCCGGAGAAGAAGUACCGAACAGACAAGACCUUGAUGAUGGAAGCCUACGACCGUGGCGAGAUACAGCUCAUGGAGAUGACCUGCAAGGACUUGUUGGCCGUCAAGCCCCACGACGCGGAGGUCUGGCGGAUGCUCACCUUGGGCCGACUCCGCCUGAAGCUCUGGGACGUGGCCCUGGAAGCGGCUCGGCGGUGGAUUGCCUUCGAGCCGCAGUCGCUGAACCCUCGCUGCGCGGAAGCUUUCGCACAAGCCGGGAGCCAGGAGCUGGACGGCGUGAAGGAAGCACGCGUCCGGUUCGCGCAACUGUACAAAGAAGUGACCAGCAUGGACUCCAAGGGCGAAGGCGUCCGUGAUGUUGCGGUCGAGCUGCAAGAGUGCGUCUGGCGAUGCGAUGAGCUGCUGGAGCACCGCAAAGCAGAGGAGCAGAAGGAGCAGAAGGAGCAGAAGGAGGCCCAGGCCGGCCACGUCUCCGGGCAGAGGUGCAAAGGGUCCUCAGAGUUAGCCGAGGAGCCCCAGCCCUGCAACCUGAGCGCUCGCCCGGCCACGGUCCUCACCGGAGCGAGGCCCCGGCUGAAGGACGUAGAGCGCCCAUGCAACACUCAGAUUCACUUCUAUGCCUUAUGCCUUUAUGUCGUCCAAGCAGACGACGAGGAGUUGGGAGGUGGAGCGGUCCACCCCCGCAAGAUCGUUGUCACCAAGGCGGGUGAGCCCUUGUUUGUGCAGAAUUCCUUGGCCUUCUCUGCCGUGGAUCAGGCUGGGGACACGGUGCGGCUGAAGACAGCACUGGUCACUGCCGCGACGUUGUCCCCAAGACAAGCAAAGCUUCUCGACAUCCUCUUGGACCGCAGCGACUGGGAGGACUCCGACAGCGAUGCCGUCAUGGCGGCCCUCGACGACCCGAAGGUCGUUCGGGAGUUUGGCCCCUGGAGCUCCGACGCGGAGUCCAUGAUCGAUCACUUGCAGGUCUGCGAGCAGCUGGUCCUGGAGUCACAAAUCCUCACGGGGAAGAACUAUGCCGGCAUUUGGGUGCUUCCGGCCAUGGCGCGACACAGCUGUGCACCUUCAGCUGUCUACACGAUCUGGGGUGACGUGAUGGUUGCGCGAGCUUCGCGGAAUCUGAAAGCGGGAGAUGAGGUCACUUUCGGAUUCAUGGACCUUUGGCUUCGCUUGGACAUGCGCCAAGAGAAGUUCACCAACGCCGCGGGUGGCGACGGCUUCUGGUGUAGGUGCCCGCGCUGCGAGGGGGAAGCCACGUGGCCCUCAAAGGUGGCCGUGGCGUCGGCAGACCUUGAGCUCAGGUUCGAGAAGCAAAGGAGCCGGGUUGAGGGAAUCCUGCGUUCGCUGGACCUGAAGCUGGAAGAGAGGCGCCAGAACAUGCAGAAGCAGUACGACGCCAUCCGCGACAGUGAGGAUCAGCGGAUCGAGUACGAAGCAGGACUGCUGGGCUUGGCGGAUCGCUUCGACAACCUGAAGGGCAUGCCAAAGGACGAGGACAUCGAGGAGCUCCGCAAGUACUUCCCGGAGAACAACGAGCCAGAGUUGGUCGAAGUGCGGGCCGACUUGGCCGAGGACCUCCUGGAUGCGAUCAUCACCUUCGAGAAGGAGGUGAAUGAGAGCGACUUACCGGAGGAGCAGCGCCACUGGGUGCUCGCGAAUCACUUCGCGCAGUACAGCGAGCUCCUGGCCAUCUUGCGCUUGCGCCGCGACGUGGAGGCCCAGCGCAGAGCGCUGGGAGGCAUCCUGGACGCCGUGGCAGCGACUCAUCCGGGCAGCUUUGAGCACCUGCGGCUUUCUGUUCUGCUCUGGGAGGUCUCGGCUCAGUGCGAAGAUCCGACCCUGAUGCGUGAGGACCUUGUUCGGGACCUAAUCCCAAAGGAGCUGGACAGAGUUCGGGAAGCAAUCAAAAUCAGAUAUGGGCGCGAUCUCGAUGACACAGAGGUGAGCGCCACAAUGGCCAGGAUCGCUUCGACAAGCAUCAUUGACGAGAACUGGAUGUGGGACAUCACGUGGUGUGCGGGGCGGAAUUAUGCUCCCGAGCCCGCGCGGGGUCCUUCCGGCAAGGCCAGCGGAAGCGGGGAGCAGGGGUGGGACUGGCAAGAGCAGAACGGGCGGGUGGAAGCGGCCAGGUCCGGACCCAUGGGUGGCUCUGCUGGCGCCACCAGAGUCAUUGGUAAAGGCCAGCGGCGGCUUAUGACCAAAGGCAUCAAGAUGGGUAGCUGGGUUGCUGUAUCGUAUCGUGUCCCCAUCAAGCAAGAAAUAGACGAGAAUGACACUGGCCACUACGAAGGGAGGAUAAUUGACAAGCGUAUCGGCGGCCAGGAUCGGGAGUCCUUCAUCGAGCUUAAGGACGUUUUGAAGGUGGACAUCGAUGGAAACAUUAUCGGCAAAGAAAAGCAAAAGCGACUUAUAGAUGCUUUCAUUGAGGACUGCAAGGUCAUCGACAAAAGAGACGAGACGUGGGAUGCCAUCAAGACGCAAAGCGAAGCUGAAGCCGCAAAGCUGCAAGGCCCGCCUGCGGUGGUCAACCAGACCACCACCAACGAUGAUGACGGCGACGGAAUGCCUAUGAUGGGCAUGAUGCCUGGAAUGAUGAUGAUGCAGAACAUGAUGCAAGGCAUGAUGGCGGCCAGCAUGAUGCAGAAUGCGGCCAUGAUGGGAGGCAUGGGCUGUGGAGGCUGCGGCUGCAAGGCUGGAUGUGGCGGUUGCCCUGGUGGCGCUGCUGCAUGCCCUGCUGCGUGCCCCAGUGCAUGUCCCGGAGCAUGCCCUGCACCCUGCCCUGGUGCCUGCCCUGGCGCCUGUCCUGGCGCCUGUCCUGGCGCCUGCCCAGGCGCGUGUCCCGGUGCCUGUGCUGGUGCCUGCCCUGGCGCGUGUCCCGGCGCUUGUCCUGCCGCUGCCUGCCCUGGCGCGUGCGCUGGUGGGUGCUCUGGAGGCUGUUCCGGUGCAUGUCCUGCCUGUCCUGGCGCCUGCCCUGCAGGGUGUGCGGGGGCAUGUACUGGUGGUUGUGGCUGCCCCACAGCCUGCCCGACCUGCCCAGCCUGUCCCGGUUGUUGUGCUGGGUGUGGGUGUGGGUGUGGUUGCCCAGGGUGCGGAUGUGGAGGGUGCGGUUGCGGCGGUUGUGGCGGUUGCGGCUGUUGUGGCUGCGGCUGCCCCGCCGGCUGUUGCUGUGGGGGGUGCCCAGGAUGUGGCUGUGGCUGCUGUCCUGGUUGCUGCGGUUGUGGCGCUAUGGGAAAUGCAAUGUGUGGACAAGGGCCGGGCUGUAUGGGCUGUGGCAACAUGGCUCCUUGCAUGGGCGGCAUGAGUCCCAACAUGAGCCCGAGUGCUGCGCCCAGUGGUGGAGACGGCCGAAGCAGAAGUCGUAGCCCAAAGCCAAAGUCGUAG
Messenger RNA from Symbiodinium sp. CCMP2456, 4035 nucleotides. The record is from the annotation of a GenBank genome assembly. NCBI's taxonomy places the organism in Eukaryota, Dinophyceae, Suessiales, Symbiodiniaceae.